AUGGUGCUACCUGAAAAAAACUCCAGUUCAUCUGCUCCCAAGAAGACCCCUGAGCAGCAUGCUCUGAGGCACCAGAGCCUGCCCUCUCCAGCCCUGUGCUGCGCCUGUGGGCUGUGCAUCAUGCUGGCUGGCAUCAACAUCACCCUGGUGGGAGCUUUUGCCUUUGGUACCUUCAUCCCUACAAGCAAUCCUCCCAUCUUCAUUGGGCCUCUUCUUUUACUCAUCGCGCUGGCUUUCUUUACAGCCUGCUGUGUCAUCAGCAGGAGACCUCAAGCCCACACUGCCCAUAAGGCCAAAGGAGGUGAGAAAUGGGCACUGAUGAGGAUGGGGGCAGUUGCUUUUGAGAUGGAGACAAGCGAGCACACGCUUCAGGACACAACAGCUGUCCAGCUCAGCCCCACCAACUCCCCUAGCUCAUCUCACAAAUCCAGCUCCAUCCAAGGGGAAGCCACUGCCCUGCCUUCCUGUCAGGAUGAAGCCACUGAGCAGCACAGAUCAGAGACCUGUGGCACUGGUGUUAUUGGAGAUAAACCCGCUCUGAGCUCCGACUGCAGGGAGAGCACUUCCACACAGACACUGCCUGAUCAGAUCACUACAUAG
This is a messenger RNA of Pelmatolapia mariae (spotted tilapia), 600 nucleotides long. Its product is annotated as transmembrane protein 275-like. The transcript has a single exon. Lineage: Eukaryota; Metazoa; Chordata; Actinopteri; Cichliformes; Cichlidae. Bases 1 to 600 code for a protein of 199 amino acids. The record is from RefSeq and is a predicted model, not a curated record.